AUUCAGAUGUGGGUGGUCAGGACUUUAUCCUGACUCCUCCUCAUGUAAUUAUUCGGCAUUAUUCGGUCCUUUACGAAUAAAAAAUCCCUACUUUACCCCCAAGUAAAGUAAAUAGUGAAUUUGGGUGAUAUUGUUUAUUUUUUACGUUUGUGACGGUGUGCUGUGUGUGUGCGGGUGGACCACUAUGAAAAUUACGGUGGUGACAGUAGUUGUUCUCUUAAUGGGGUGCAUUUCCGUAGAGUACGUCGACAGCAGGAGUAAAGGACGAGGGAAGGGUUCAAUGUGGUGGGGCAUCGCAAAGGCGGGUGAGCCAAAUAAUCUCUCGCCACUUUCUCCCGGCGUGCUUUACAUGGACUCAUCCGUGCACGGAACCCUUCGAAAGAAACAAAGGAGAUUGGCGCGAGAAAACCCGGGCGUGUUAGUUGCCGUCGCAAAAGGCGCGAAUCAAGCCAUACACGAAUGUCAGUACCAGUUUCGUAAUCGAAGAUGGAAUUGUUCUACGCGAAACUUUCUACGAGGCAAAAACUUAUUUGGGAAGAUCGUCGAUCGAGGUUGCCGCGAGACCGCAUUUAUCUACGCAAUUACAAGUGCGGCAGUAACACACGCCGUCGCAAGAGCUUGCAGCGAAGGCGCAAUAGAGACGUGCAACUGCGACUACAGCCACCAUAAGAGUAGACCAAGGGUUUCCGGAAAUUCGGCGGUCGCCGGAGUUAGGGAUUGGGAAUGGGGAGGGUGCUCGGAUAAUAUAAGAUUUGGAUUUAAAUUCAGUAGGGAGUUCGUAGAUACGGGCGAGCGAAAUAGAAAUUUACGUGAAAAAAUGAAUCUACAUAACAAUGAGGCAGGAAGGAUGCACGUACAAUCCCAAAUGCGCCAGGAAUGUAAGUGCCACGGCAUGUCGGGUUCUUGCACGGUAAAAACCUGCUGGAUGCGUCUUCCACCGUUUCGAGUAAUCGGCGAUACUCUGAAAGACCGUUUCGAUGGUGCGUCUCGGGUGAUGGUAAGCAACGUUGGGAACGCACACAGCAACAACGCGCAUAACAACAAAUACAACAAAAGUAACAACAUUAACAGUAACAGUAUUCACAAUCGACGGGAAGGAAAGGGUCGAAAACAGAAAUACGGCUUUCAGUUGAAGCCUUACAAUCCGGAGCACAAGCCGCCGGGACCGAAGGACCUGGUCUACUACGAACCAUCACCGGGAUUUUGUGACCGAAAUCCGAAAUUAGGGAUACAGGGAACGCACGGUAGGCAAUGCAACGAUACUUCGAUAGGGGUCGAUGGAUGUGAUCUGUUGUGUUGCGGACGAGGGUAUCGCACACAAGUGGUGGACGUAGUCGAAAGGUGCAACUGUACCUUUCAUUGGUGCUGUGAGGUAAAAUGUGAUGUAUGUCGAACGAAAAAGACAGUGCAUACAUGUCUGUAACCUACGGGCAUAUAAAACAAAAGGACUAUGUUAUAAAAUGACUAGAUCGCGAAUGCAAAUCCUGCAGGUGUUAUCAGUAUUAAUAUGAAUAGAAUUAUAAUUAGAUUCUUCGUGACAUUGUGAUUUUUGGUUAUUAAGUCACUACGUAAAGACGAAAACAUUCCUCGCUAACGAUUACAAACUGUAUGCAUAUCGGAUCGAUCGACUGCAUAUAAAACAAUCGCGCAGAUAUUUCCAUUCAAUUCAAUACAAAUUCCUCGAACUCGAAAAUUUCCUAAAUGAAUGUGUUUCGUUUUAAGUAUUGACGUAAUAUCCGCAACUAUUGCUAUUAAGUGAAUUGCGUGUCUCUUAUUAAAGACUGAUUUGAAAGUUAAUCUGUGAAUAUAAUGUAAUUAUCGGAAAACUUCUUUCUUAAUGAUAUUUCUUAAUUUAUUUAUAUGUAUUAUAGUCUCAAUCACUUACGAUUGUUUUAACGCUUAAGCCAUAACUUUUAUUCCAUACUUUUAUAUUUUAGCCGACAAUGCUUUUAACAUUGAAGAAUAAAAUAUUGUUAUGUACGCUUAAACCUUUAGUUUACUAAGUUUUAUUUAUUUAUGUAUUAUAAACAGUCGUAUUGUAUGCUGUUGUCAUGUAAUGUUCCGUGCAUAUUGUUAGUAAUUGCCCACUUCCUGUAAAAUUGUAAAUAUAUAGUGUACAUUUUGUCAAUUUUUGUGUAACAUAUAAUAUUUUUAUAAAGUAAUAUUUAUAAUCGUGGUACCUGUAUUUGUCUAUAUUACAAAUAUUUAAUAAA
Photinus pyralis (common eastern firefly) is the source of this 2213-nucleotide messenger RNA. RefSeq names its product protein Wnt-1 (gene wg). Gene Ontology annotation, molecular function: cytokine activity; frizzled binding. Gene Ontology annotation, biological process: neuron differentiation; canonical Wnt signaling pathway; cell fate commitment. Bases 185 to 1423 code for a protein of 412 amino acids. NCBI's taxonomy places the organism in Eukaryota, Metazoa, Arthropoda, Insecta, Coleoptera, Lampyridae. Gene Ontology annotation, cellular component: extracellular region. The record is from RefSeq and is a predicted model, not a curated record. The transcript is spliced from 4 exons.